This is a messenger RNA of Medioppia subpectinata, 1764 nucleotides long. The record is from the annotation of a GenBank genome assembly. Lineage: Eukaryota; Metazoa; Arthropoda; Arachnida; Sarcoptiformes; Oppiidae.
AUAAAUGACGUGUUGUUUUCGUGACGUAAUUAGAGGUCAAAAGAGAUGAAAACAAACGUGAAUUUGAUUCAGAAUUGGAAGCGUUUUGCGACCAAUUCGGCCGCUCUUCAGCCGAAAGCGUUUCCCGACGUCGCGGCCAAAGCGGUGAAGCGCGGGUCCGGCGGCCGCUCCUCUUUCAACGGACAGGUCGUGACUGUGUUCGGCGGCGGAGGCUUUUUGGGCCGCUAUGUCAUCAAUAAGUUGGCGAAGAGCGGAUCCCAAGUGAUUAUCCCUUUCAGAGGCGAUUUCUACGAAUGCUUUCAUCUGAAGACUUGCGGCGAUUUGGGACAGAUCCUCUUCCGGCACUUCCAUCUGAAGGACGCGGAAAGCGUUUACAAUUGCGUCAAAUAUUCCAACGCCGUCGUCAACCUCAUCGGCAAAGACUCCGAGACCAAUAACUUCCGCUUCCGCGAUGUCCACGAAGAGGGCGCGCGACUCAUCGCCCGAAUGGCGCGCGAGGCCGGCGUGCAGCGCGUCGUGCACGUGUCUGCGGCCAACGUGGAGCGCGAACUCGAGCCGCAGCUGUUGUGGAAAGGGAGCCAAUGGCUGCGGUCGAAGCGCGCGGGCGAGAAGGCGGUGCGCGAGGAGUUCCCGAUGGCCACAAUAAUCAGGCCGACGGACGUGCACGGAAUGGACGACAACUGGUCGCAGAACUUCUGCUCGUGGCAGCGACGCAUGCUGUGGCGCGUGCCCCUAAUUAAUGGCGGCUUCCAGACGCAGAAGCAGCCCGUGUACGUGUCGGACGUCGCGCAGGCGCUCGUCAACGCCCUGACCGACGACGAGGCGCCCGGACAGACGUACGAGGCGUUCGGUCCCCGGCGCUACACAAUGCGCGCUCUCGUGGACUACUUGCAGCGCAUCAUCCAGAAGACGCCCGAAGACGGCUUCCACGUGUCGAACAUGCGGUGGGCGCCAUUGUUUCUGGUGCGCGUGUGGCUGAUGUCGCAUCCGCAGUGGCUGCACAAGUAUCCGCACGUGUCGUUCGAGAAGCUGGAGCGCGAGGCGAUUUCGGACAUCAGGACUAAAGGCGUGAAGUCGAUCGAGGAGUUGGGCGUCGCCUUGACAACCAUUGAGGAGAAGUGGGAGUUCAACCUGAUGCACUGGAAGCGCAUGUCACUUUUAAAACCGGUUUUGAGUUUAAAAAAUCCCAAAACAAACAUGUCUUCGGAUUUGUGUCAAUUUCUGGCCGACAAAAGUCUCCUCAUUACCGGCGGAACGGGAUUUGUGGGCAAAUGUCUGCUCGAGAAGAUCCUCCGCGAGUGUCCGCACGUGAAAGCCGUGUAUUUGCUUCUGCGGCCGAAAAGCGGACAAACGGUGGAAAAGCGAUUGAAGGAAUUGCUCGCGAAUCCCAUCUUCGACUCGAUUCGCGCCACAAAUGCGUCCACUCUGGAGCGCGUGAUCGCCGUCUGCGGUGACGUCACGCUCGACGAGUUGGGGUUGAACCCGAUGGACCGUCACGUGAUCCGCGACUCCGUGUCCAUUGUGUUCAACUGCGCCGCAACCAUACGCUUCGACGAACCGCUCAGACGCGCGCUGCAACUGAACGUGCUCUCCGCGCAACGCGUGCUCCGAUUGGUCGAGAGUUUGGCGCGAAUCGACGCUUUGGUUCACGUGUCGACCGCUUAUUGCACUCGAGAUCGCGAUGACGUCACCGAAAGCGUCGACAAAGAGGGCGUGUCUUUGGAUCAGCUGUUGAGCGCUGCCGAGUACGGAUCGCCGCAAUAA